AUGCACUAUUAUGGGGAGACGUAUAAGCACCUCUACCUGCCGGGAUCAAGCUAUAUCACCGAAAGCAUCCAGCAGUGCAUGCCCCAGUCUGAUGCGUGCAGUACCACGUGCCACCCAGUGAGCGUGAUCAAGAGCCCGAUGCCGAGAUGGCAAAGCUAUGCCCAGCCUUUCACUUACAUCUGCCCACAGCCAAGCAUGACCCAGGCAUCCCUGCUGUCUUGCCAGCCCUACGUACAGCAGUGUGUCCUGUCAUACCCCGAGCCUUGUGAGACCACUUGCCUUCUGCCCUGCAGGAAGCCCAGCCUGAAGCUAAGCACGAUGCAGAGUUUCCAGCCCUGUGAGACCGGCCGCUCCGAGAAAAAACGUACGGCCAAGAGCCUCCCACCAUGCGCACCCAGGUGCCCAGAGCCGGGCAAACUCAAGUUCCCACCGUGUGGGAUCAAGUACUCGUCUUCAUGCAAGGACGAAUGCAGGUCACAGAAGAUAUCCAAAUGCUCGUCGCAGAGGUACGGUGCGGAGCUCCGGUCCCAGCAGGGGAUGACCAGCGGCUAUUCCCCACCGCUGCAGGGAGUCACCGAGUGCCCCCCGCAGCAAUGCAUCUCCCAGUCUUUCCUGCAGGAGUACGUGAAGGGGUUCCCCCAGCAGAAGUACAUGAAGGGCUACCCCACGCAGGAGUGCAUCACCACCUACUCCUCGCAGCAGUGCGGAACCAAGUGCCCCCCUGGGCAGGCAAUAAAGGAGUGCUCCUCGCAGCAGUGCGGAACCAAGUGCCCCCCCGGGCAGGGAAUAAAGGCAUACUCCUCGCAGCAGCACAUAGCCAAAUGCUCGCUGCUGCAGGAGGGAGCCAAGCACAAGAGCUCAUCGACACAACACCUGAGCAAGUCCAAGUGCCUCUACCCGCGGGCCGCCCAGCACUCGGCGCAGCAUCAUGCUGGGGGAGCGAAACACUCGAGCCACUCCAAGAAGACUCGCUGUGCUUCCAAAUGGCUGUGGUAA
Egretta garzetta (little egret) is the source of this 996-nucleotide messenger RNA. RefSeq lists its product as uncharacterized. Bases 1 to 996 code for a protein of 331 amino acids. The record is from RefSeq and is a predicted model, not a curated record. Lineage: Eukaryota; Metazoa; Chordata; Aves; Pelecaniformes; Ardeidae. The transcript has a single exon.